UUCUCAUUUUUUCAUUUUCCAAAACCCUAAAAAACGUUACAGAGAGAUUCUCUUUCUAUAUAUAAAAAAAUUAUAAGCUCUUCCUCCAACGCAGUGAAGAGAGAUUUCUAGUUCUGUUUUUUCUUUCAUUUGGAGAUGUGAUUUUGACGAAACAAUUUUCUAGGGUUUGUCGUUAUCACACUCACUCGAUCUCGUGUUAUUAGGACUGUGUUCUUUUUCAAAAUCAGAAUCAGAAACAGAAAAUUUAGAUCAUGGCUUCUGCUGCUUGUGUGAACAAUGUAGGUAUGUUACCAGAAGGAUUUCUCGAUUGUUCAACUUCAUCAUCGUAUAAUCCUUCAUCUUCGUAUGGCUGGUUUAGCCCGAGAAUUUCAUUUAGUCGUGAUUUUGUUGAAGAAGAAUCCAAGAAAGCAGCAGCAUCAUCGUCUUCUUCUGGUUCAAAACAAAAAAUGGUGAAUCAUCUUACUGUACAAGAAGGUAGUGAUGAUGAUGAAGAAGAUCUGGAAGUUGUUGUCGCUGGAUCGGUGAAGAAGGAGUUGUUCCAGAAGGUUGUUGUUGGUUCUAAUAAUAAGGAUUUUGGUUUUGGUGAUUUUGAGUUUAGAUUAGAAGAAGAUCCGGUGAAAAUGUUAGAUGCUGAUGAGCUAUUUUCCGAUGGGAAAUUAGUGCCACGUCAGCUGAAUACCGCGAGGCCGGUGAUAGAAUCUACUGUUACGUCGGAGGAAGAUGAAAUUAGAGGAGUGAUCAAUUCGGUGCCGGAAACUGCUAAAGCGUUUCGGAGGAUUGAUAUUUCAGAUGCUGAACUGUAUCUGUUUUCACCUAAAGCUCCCAGAUGUUCUAGCAGAUGGAAAGAACUAUUAGGUUUGAAGAGAAAUAGCAAUAAUAGUCCAAAUCCUAAAAAUCAUGAUCAGAACCAGAACCAGAAGAUUUCUUCUUCUUCGUCAUCAUCGUCUUUGAAAAGCGGUGCUCUGAAACAUUUUUUACAUAGAAACAACCCUAAAUCAUUAUCACAAUCACUUGAUUCAUCUUUAAAUCUUCCAUUACUCCGAGAUUCAGAUUCAACUGAAAUCAUUUUACCAAACUCAUUAUCAUCAUCCUCAAGUUCAUCUGCAUCUUCAUCCUCAAACCAGGAUGAACAUCCUCCCCAUCCAAGAUUCUCAUUAGAUUCAGAUCCAAAACAUAUGAGUCAUAUUUCACUCAAUAGAAAUCCACCUAGAGUUAGAUUAUCAAAAUCAAGACCACCAACAGGAUCAUCAACAUCAGCAGAAAUUCAUCAACACCAUACUUCAGUCAGAGCAAGAAGCUCAAUGCAUAGAGUAUCAUCAUCAGAUCAAUCAUCAAAUCAGAGUAUUGGAUUGACAAUUGAUAGUCCAAGAAUGAAUUCAUCUGGUAAAAUCGUGUUUCAAAGUUUGGAAAGAAGUUCAAGUAGUCCAAGUACAUUCAAUGGUGGUCCUAGAGUUAAACAUAGAGGUGUUGAAAGAUCUUAUUCCGCUAAUGUUAGGGUUACACCUGUAUUGAAUGUGCCUGUUUGUUCACUUCGUGGUUCAUCAAAAUCUGGGGGUUCUGUUUUUGGGUUCUUUUCUUCUACUAAUACUUCUAUUACUACUACACCUCAGAAGAGAGGAGAUAGUAAUAACGGAUCAUCAUCCCUAAGAAAUCAUCAUCAUCAUCAUACAACCAGAAGUCGGUCUUCUACAUCUACAACACCUACAACUACAGCUACAGCAACUACAAAUUCAAUUACUGAUCGGAAUUAACAUUUGAGAGGAAGGUGAAAAAUAGAGAGAAAUUUAUUAUUUGGUAAAACUCCAACUUUAACUUUUUUUUUUUAGUUGAUUUUUUUUCUUUAAUUGUUGGAUCUGAUUUUAGUUUUAGGGUGUUCUUGUAUAUACAAUUUGAUUUUGCAGUUUUUUACUCUAAUGUAAUGCUCUUUUAAGGGUUCUUAUUGUGUUUUUUUUCUUCUUCUUUGAAAAAUGAGGAGAUUACCAAUUUGAUUAUUAAUCAAACUUGAGGAUGUUAACAUUUUAAUGGGAUUGGGAUUCAUUUUUAC
Messenger RNA from Papaver somniferum (opium poppy), 2044 nucleotides. RefSeq lists its product as uncharacterized. The record is from RefSeq and is a predicted model, not a curated record. The coding region runs from base 252 to 1751 and encodes 499 amino acids. Lineage: Eukaryota; Viridiplantae; Streptophyta; Magnoliopsida; Ranunculales; Papaveraceae. The transcript has a single exon.